Molecule: messenger RNA, 1470 nt
Organism: Humulus lupulus (European hop)
Lineage: Eukaryota; Viridiplantae; Streptophyta; Magnoliopsida; Rosales; Cannabaceae
Product: serine carboxypeptidase 1-like
Exons: 13
Coding region: 1-1407 (468 amino acids)
Biological process (GO): proteolysis; secondary metabolic process
Molecular function (GO): serine-type carboxypeptidase activity; acyltransferase activity, transferring groups other than amino-acyl groups
Source: RefSeq, a predicted model, not a curated record
AUGUUCACCUGCAACAGAAAUGUCAUCAGCACCAACCAAUCGCCUCAACAUUAUGCCAAAUCACUCACGCAACACUUAACUGGACAUUCUCUCCCACCAUCUGUACGAGUUCUUACUUUAUCUCACGCGCAAUGGCCUAAAGGGUCUAUGAAGCCUCUUGUAAGAAUACAUUUGUUUGUUUUACAAGUGGUUAUUAUAUAUUUUGCAGGUCCAUUUAAUUUUGAGGCAGCAAAAUCCGAUGGAAGCCUUCCCCAACUGCACCUUAAUCCAUACAGCUGGUCAAAGGUUUCCAAUAUUAUAUAUUUGGAUUCUCCUGCUGGUGUUGGGUUAUCUUACUCAAAAAACAGUAGCGACUAUAUAACUGGUGAUAAAAAGACUGCAUUGGAUAGCCACAUAUUUCUUCUCAAGUGGUUUGAACUCUAUCCGGAGUACCAAAAAAAUCCUUUCUUCAUUGCUGGAGAGUCAUAUGCUGGAGUUUAUGUGCCUACUCUUGCUUUUGAAGUAGUGAAAGGACUUGAUGCUGGUGCAACACCCAAGAUUAACUUAAAGGGUUAUCUGGUGGGAAAUGGAGUAACUGAUGAAGUGUUUGAUGGUAAUGCUUUGGUUCCAUUUGUCCAUGGAAUGGGACUGAUAUCAGAUGACCUGUUUCAGGAGGUAACAACCGAGUGUAAAGGGAACUUUUAUAUUCCUCUCAAUGUUAAUUGUUACCGCAAGCUUUUAAAAGUUCAUGAGGUCAUAGCUGGAUUGAACAUAUACAACAUUCUUGAACCAUGUUAUCACGAACCAGAAUUAAGAGAGGUUACAGCUACUAAAUCUAAACUGCCAUCCAGCUUCAGACAGUUAGGUGAGACUGAAAGGCCUCUUGCUGUAAGAACGAGGAUGUUUGGUCGUGCGUGGCCAUUUAGAGCUCCUGUUAGAGAAGGAAGAGUCCCAACUUGGCCUGAGCUUCUUAAUGGCCCCAAAGUUCCAUGCACUAGUGAUGAGAUUGCAACGACAUGGUUGAACAACAAAACAGUCAGAGAAGCACUUCAUGUAGCACAGGAGAGCUUGGUGGUUAGCUGGGAAUUGUGUACAAGCAAUAUCUCAUAUCGCCAAGAUGCUGGAAGCAUGAUUCCGUUCCACAAAAUCCUCACCUCUAGGGGAUACCGAGCACUUAUCUUCAGUGGCGAUCAUGAUAUGUGUGUCCCAUACACUGGGAGUGAAGCUUGGACAAGAUCAGUGGGUUAUGAGAUUGUGGAUGAAUGGAGGCCUUGGGUCUCCAAUAAACAAAUCGCUGGAUAUACCCAGGGUUACGCAAAUGACCUCAUCUUUGCAACCGUAAAGGGAUCUGGACAUACUGUUCCUGAAUACAAGCCACGAGAGGCAUUGGAUCUAUACAGCCGUUUCUUGGCUGGACAGAAACUAUGAAAAAUCAAUGAGAAUAAUAUAGGAGAGAAAACGAAGAAAGACUGCUAUUCUUAUCAUUUAAAA